Molecule: messenger RNA, 894 nt
Organism: Parathielavia appendiculata
Lineage: Eukaryota; Fungi; Ascomycota; Sordariomycetes; Sordariales; Chaetomiaceae
Exons: 2
Source: RefSeq, a predicted model, not a curated record
GAGUCGCAUUCGGGCGAGCAAGUCCAGGUUUCGAACCCCUAUGACGCCCACCACCAUCGGGCCUCGCUUCAGCAUGCCGGGCCGUCCCCCCUCCACGAGCCGCCUCCUCAUCAAUCCCACCACGGCUUGCCGCAGCAUUACACCGCCGCUCACCAACCUCAUCCGAUCCUCACCGACCCAACCCACUUGGCCGGACACCCGUCCGCCCGGCACAUGGGGCACCCGGGACCGCCGCACUUCGGCGCCGGCCCCUCGUCCCAUGCUGUCGUGGCGCCCCUCUAUCCUUCUCUGACCCCAACGCAUGGACACACGGCCGGAAUGAAGCGGCCGCGGCCCGAUGAUCUCGAUCUCUCCAUGCCUAGCAUGUCCGACCUUGAACACAGCGGCUUGGAAUCAAUGCAGCAGACGCCCAUGGGCGCCCCCUAUGGACAACCCCCCGCCGCCCCGCCAACGCACCAUCACCAUCGACUUCCCGACACAGGUCCGCCCAGCAAACUGAUGCGGCGGGAUGGGGAGAGCAGCGGCGGAGGAGCAGCACCAAGCAUGGUUGGGCAGGCCGGGAUGCCGCCGCCCGCUCCGCGACCGAAAGGGCCCAAGUUGAAGUUCACACCGGAAGACGACCAGCUCUUAGUCGAGCUCAAAGAAAACAAAAAUCUGACUUGGAAACAAAUUGCCGACUUCUUCCCGGGGAGGUCGAGCGGGACUCUCCAGGUGCGGUACUGCACGAAGCUCAAGGCGAAGACAACACAGUGGACAGACGAAACAGUUAGUCACUUUUCCCUCUUGAUGACUGCAUGUCGGACUACGAGAACGAAAAGUGGCGCAUCAUUGCCAACAAGGUUGGAACGGGCUUUACGCCGGCGGCAUGUCGUGAGAGGGCGGCACAGUUGCUAG